CUGCAGCUCCACUAAAUGUAAUACAAAGUGUAUUUAUUGAAGGAUGCUGAUGAUGGAGAUAGGGUGAACAGAGAAGUUAUGAAAUGUGUUGUGCAACAACUUAAGACAGAUGCUGUAAAAUGAGCUGCAGCUCAUCAGUUAGAUAUCCUCUUCUGUGGCCUUCACAUCAUGAUGCUCACUGUAAAGCUUUGAGCCUGGAGGCAGUAGAACUUGUUACCUCUGUGUUUCCACAAAGCCCCUCCUUGGACAAACCCCUUCAGCCUGAGCGUCACUCAAAGUUCACUUCAGUCCAGUCCCUCUUUCCUGAGCUGAAAUACACACUCACACAUCCGCUGUCAUCCACACAAACAGUCCGCUUCGCUUCCAGCGCUACUUUUCCUCUCCGGAGACGCGCAAGAAGACCUGUUGGAUGUUUUGGAUGAUUUUAUUGUUGCGCGUUGAGUUGACCAAAAAAAAAAAAGUGUGACUUACUUUUUCCACGUUUUUUUUUUUUUCUCCUCGCUCUCUCUGCAGUGACAUCUUUAUUUGUCAACUUUUUUUUGGGACCUUAUUCUCAGUUCAACAAUCUCGUUUAGUUUAUUGGUUAAUUUGCAUAUCAAAUUUUCUCGGGAAACCGUGCUGUUGGAUUAAAAUCAGUAUUUGAUGGGCAAAAAUGAAUAAUUCCGUGAAAUAACUCCAAAGGAUUUCAAGUGAUAAUCCCAGUGUUGCUUCUCCUCUUGUGGAGUGAAGAUGUAUCGGAGCGUGUGUGUGUUGCUGACUCUCCUGGUGCUGACACUCGUGGUGCCCAGGGGCCAGGCCUGUCCCAGGAGCUGCAACUGCUAUCAGGCCAGCGAAGUCCACUGUACCUUUCGUUCCCUGCUCACCGUACCGUCUGGCCUGCCUGUGCACACACGCCGCAUAAACUUAGGGUUCAACAGCAUCAGCAGCAUCCAUGACAGUUCUCUGGCGGGGCUGAAGAAGGUGGAGCUUCUGAUGCUACACAGCAACGACCUCCACCAGCUCCCAGAUGAAGCGUUCAGAGAUAUGAAAUCAUUACAGAUACUAAAGCUGAGUUAUAACAAGCUGAGAGAGAUCUCUUCAUCGCUGACCUUCUCUGGCCUGACCUCACUGCUGCGUCUGUACUUGGAUCACAACCUCCUCCAGCACAUCCACCCCCGGGCGCUGCUCCAGCUGACUAGCCUCAGGCUGCUGCGUCUGCAAGGGAACAGGCUGCAUCAGCUGCACCCUCACACUCUGUGCACACUGUCCCUCCUGAAUACAUAUUACUUCUCUACACUCAGACACCUCGACCUGUCCAACAACAGUCUGACCACUCUGCCCAGAGAAACUUUAGCGACAGCACCUCUGCUGGAGACUCUUGCGCUGCAGGGUAAUCCAUGGAGUUGUGACUGCAGGAUGAACUGGUUUCUCACUUGGAGUCUCGCUCAUCCAGGCUUAAUGAAAUGUCCCGGCGGCCCUCAGUGUCCAAUCUGCGCCUCGCCCAGUUCCCUUCAAGGUCAGGGCGUGCUCGACCGAGCUGACCUAUCGUGCACCUCGCCCGUCAUCCCCUCGCCAGGAAGAGACGCACCUUUGGAUGCAGAACCCAGUGAAAUCCAAUCGAGUGAAUCCUUCAGAGAGCCUUUAGGCACUGCCACUUUGGAUCUGUCUGACCAACAGGGGAACAGCGUCGAACUGGGUUGCAACAUCACUCACUCCUCUGAUUCCCAGGAUAUUGCUCCUCCUCCAGAUCUCUCCCUUUCCUCUUCUUCUCCUCUCCCCCUUGCUCUGUCGCUCUCCCUGGAGUGCCCUGUGGAGAGACAGAGCUAUGAGACACUGUGGAGGAUCCUAGCUUACUACAGCGAGACCGCGGUUCGCCUGGAGAGGGAGAUCAUGCUGAGUAAAGCCCCGGCGUUGGCCUACCGCUACAGGCAGGUGGCGGAGACGGACGGAUAUUAUCACACUGGAGUCAAAGCUUCUGUCAAAGCCAGACCACAAUGGUUGCUACAGCCGGCUAUUAGCAUUCAGCUAAACAGAGCGCAGUCUAACGGACACAAAGUUCAACUUAUAUACUCCACAAGAGUUGCUGCUCAUCCUGACCCUGCUGCCUCAACAUCCUCCCAUGCCUCUCACCCAUGGGUGCUGAUUUCAACUAAUCUUACCACCACAGCACUGGUAGCAGUAGCAGGCAGUAAGGUGGAGCUAUCGUGCCCUGUUUUAAGUUCUGGUAACCUCAAAGUACAGUGGGUUCUCCCAGAUGGAUCCGAGCUCAUCUCUCCCUCCAGCAGCCCAGAUGGUAGGCUACGAGCUUCAACCUCUGGUUUACUUCUACACAACGUGCAGCUCUCAGAUGCAGGGAUCUACUACUGCAUAGCCCAGGCGGGUAGGAAUGUGGAUGUUCUCCCCCAACGCCUGGCGGUGGAGGAGUCCUCUGUGCCGCCUUCAGGAGAGCAAGAGGGACCUCCUGUCACUGGAGACAUCGGGGAGCCCGUUAGUCUGUCCUGCAAGGCAUCUGGUUCACCAGCGCCUCAUAUGAGCUGGGUGUUACCAGAUGGAAACAUAGUACGGCGGGGAUUAGCUGUAUCAGGUGGGCUCACUAUACAAUCAAAUGGGAGUCUCUCUCUGCCUAACCCUUCUCCGAGGGAUGCUGGUCAUUACCGCUGCAUUGCGGUCAACCAAUAUGGCAGUGACUCUCUGUCCGUGCAGCUGGAGUUCAACUCAAGACAUCUCCCUCCACUUAUGACUUCAUAUCCUACAGGGCCACAGUCAGCCGCUGGCCGGUCAACCAGGAUACGAGCUCCGUUACUAGUGGAUGAAGGAUCGGGGGAUGAAGAGGAAGAAGAAGAGGGAACUCUUGUUGGCAAUAGGAGGCGUACAAAACCUCUCCAACCACCUCCAAACAGACGUUAUCCAAUCGGGAAACCCCGAAGACGUGGACCUAUGAGAGAAGGCAGCCCGAGAAGAGGAGGAGGGCCUGUGUCAGCGACUGACCAGAGAAGAAACCGCUUUGAGAACAGACGUAGAGUUACCACAAACAAGCAAAGGAUAGACCCUCAGAAAUGGGCUGACAUACUGGCUAAGAUACGACAAAAGACUGUUAACACGAAUGACAGCCAGCCCAGCGCAGCAGGAGAGCCCACAGCUGGACCGCUGGGAGGAGACACAGGAAGACAUGUGGGACAUGAUGAUGCCGAGAGAGGUAGAGCUGAGGGAGCAGGGGUGGUUGCAGAAACUGAAGGGUCAACUAUUGAUGACGCUGAUCUCCAAGAGGAAGGCCUACAGCUCAUUCACCCUGUUCACACAAAAAUGCAAACACACACAGAGACAAAUGCAGAUACUGAGAUAAAGAAAGGGACAGAGACGUCAACAGAAACACAGACAGAUAUAGAGAAUGAGACAGAGAGAGAAACGGAGACAGCGUCUCCACAGACAGAAACAGCGUCAAACCCAGAGACUCAGAAAGAAGCAGUCACAUCUAAGCCAAUCUCAGGAACAAAUGAAAUAGUCCAAGAACCCGGUGAAGGAGAUGAGCCAGAAGCAAACACUAACCCCACUAGAACCAGUCCUCAGAGCCCCCGGCAGGGUCUCUACCCUAAUUUGGUCCCAAACUCCCGGCCUCAAAGCUCUUGGAACACUCGCAGGAGGAUUGGACAGAGAAGACGAAUCAUCAACAGGACCCGAGGGCGCCCUUUGACCCCACCUCGACCUCUCCCCGACCCUACGAACCCGAGGUCACAAACCGAGACACCUGACACUACCACAGAUCAAGUUAAUAGGUUGUUGCUGGCCUCAACAACCACAUCUCCUGCUAUUUCGUUGACCCGGAGUGACCAUAUUGGGACUGCUCCAAAUGAUGUGACUCUUCUGUCUCCCCCUGUUUCUAACACUGGUACCUCCACUUCGAAAUCCUCCUCCCCCUCAUUGACUCCCUCUGCCUCCUCUCUCGCCUCAUUAUCUCCCUCUCACAUAAAGAUACAUAUAGACACGGUGACUCACUCAGCCAACAUCCCAGACACUACAGAGUCCACUCUCUUCAACACACCGACACCACCAGCACCCACUCACUCGGAUACUGCGAUUGCACAGACACAUGCACAUGACAUACAGACACACACAAAAACACACACUGCCUUAGGCAAACAUGUUGAUAGACCCCCAGGCAAACACAGCGAAGAGCUGGAGAGGAAUUUAUCAGGUGUACCACAUGUGUCCCACACCUCCACCUCUCUCUCGCCCACUCUUUCCUCCAUCGUUUCCUCCACAGUCGCCAGUGCAGAUACAACUACUGCUGCAAAAAUCACAACAACUCCUUCUACUACUCUCACUACAAGUACAUCUACUACUACACUUCCCACAACAUCUACAAGUAUUCCUAUGACAACAAGUCCCAUCAUGUCUACUACAACUACCAUUAUUAUCCCAACAUCUAGCACUACCAGAAGUACUACAACUACUCUUACCUCUACUACUACUACUACCACCACAACUCCUAUUCUUACAUCUACUACCCCCACUACCACUACUACGUCUUCAACUAGCCCUUCUACUACUACUAUUGCUACUAGUACUACAAACUCAUUCAAAGCCAUUCCCACAACUCCGAACCCCACUACUACUACUACUACUACUACUGCUACAACUACUACUCCUACUAGUAGUACUACAAUUGCCAUCCCAGCCAAAACGUCUCCCACUAUUACAACGGCAGCUACACCCAGUACGUCUUCUACUACUACUACUACUACUAAAACUACUACUCCUACUAGUAGUACUACAAUUGCCAUCUCAGUCAAAACGUCUCCAACUACUACAACGGCAGCUACACCCAGUACAUCUUCUACUACUACUACUACUACUAAAACUACUAUUCCUACUAGUAGUACUACAAUUGCCAUCUCAGCCAAAACGUCUCCAACUACUACAACGGCAGCUACACCCAGUACGUCUUCUGCUACUACUACUACAACAAUGACAUCAACAAGUACCACAGCAUCAUCCAGAGAGAGGCUGAGUGUUGUUCAAGUCGAUCCCAGAGGGAGGCCUGUUUCUGGGGGUCCAAACCAGCGUCAACCGUCUACUGACUGGAAGAACCCUGGAACUAAUUCUAUUCCUGAUUCACACAGCAGCAGGCCACAUCGGCCCGCCUCUCCUUCGGUCCCUGCCGCCCCUGGGGCCCCAGUUGUGCGAUCCAGACCGAGGAUUGCAGACCCACACAUCAGGACCGUGUCGUUCCCAGCAGAGAGCACCGUCAGGCUGGCUUGUGAAGCUAAAGGAGAGCCGAAGCCCUCCAUCACAUGGACCAAGGUCGCCACAGGAGCGGUGAUGUCAAUCCACUCCAGGGCUCAGCGUUUUGAGGUCUUGCCAAAUGGCACCCUUGUUAUCCAGAAUGUUCAGCUGCAGGACAGGGGCACAUAUAUCUGCAGUGCACACAGCUUUCUGGGGCGUGACAGAUUACUAACCACACUGGAAGUGUGGACCCGCCCCCCUCGGAUGCAGCUGGCCAGCUACAGAGAAGCUACCAUUCAUCAGGGCGGAGAGGUGCGCUUGGAGUGCCGGGCGGAUGGCGUUCCUAGCCCCCUCAUCUCUUGGGUUCUGCCUGAUCGUUCUGUGCUGACCUCCGCCGCUCCCUCCACCAGUCGCAUCACCAUGGACAAAAAUGGAACCCUCCACAUCUCAGUAACGUUACCGAGUGACAGAGGAGUGUAUCGCUGCGUGGCCUCCAACCCAGCAGGUGCCGCCAGUGCCUCUGCGCGUGUACACGUGUCCUCGUUGCCCCCGGUGAUACAGCAACCCAGAGAGGAACACCUGCUCUUGUCUCCGGGGAGGCCUGUUUAUGCUCACUGCUCUGCCCGAGGUGCCCCGCCACCAACUCUGCGCUGGCGAAUCCCAGAUGGGACUCUAGUUCGCCCAUCCCAGUUUCUCCAUGGCAACCUUUUCGUCUUGCCCAACGGGACGCUGCAUAUUCGAGGAGUUGGGCCUAAGGACUCAGGGAAUUACGAGUGCUCUGCAAGUAAUGCUGUCGGAGCCGAUAAGAGAACAGUGAGGGUGGAAAUCGAAGGAGAGAGGAGACAGGGUGCAGCAAGAAAUGAAGGAGCAUCAUCUCCUUCAUCCUCACUUUAUAAAGACAGAACUUUGUCCAUCCCCAGCCACCCCUCACGUCCAUCCAUCUCUGCUAGACUCUCCCCUCCAUCGGCCUUUGAUAGAGCCAGGACCUUGCCGCUCACCCCGAGUUCUUCCUCUAACUCGCCUCCUAAAAUCAAUAAAACAGUCACUGCCUCCCCCACAUACUUGACCAACAUCGACAAAACAAAACUCUUCCCUCUCUCCCCACCCUCCACACUGCCUACAACUAACACCAAAGUCUCGCCCGGGAUUGCAAACAACCCCAGAGUUACUUCUUCUUCUUCCUCCUCCUCUGACAAAAGCAGAGUUUCUGCUGCUUCGCAUCCCUUGCCCGUCUCCCCCUUCAGUAAAGCCCGUAUUGUCUCUACAUCACCCUCCAUCACUACUGUCCACUAUGGGGAGUUUUUGCAGCUCCACUGCUCUGUAACUGGCAACCCAUCGCCUGUUAUCAUUUGGAGGACCCCCAUCAGGAAACUGGUGGACAUGCACUUCAGUUUUGACCGACGUCUGAAGGUGCACCCUAACGGCACCCUGUCAGUCCAGGCAGUAACAGAGAAGGAUGCCGGAGACUACCUCUGCAUCACACGCAACAAGGUCUCAGAUGAUUAUCGCCUGCUGCGUGUCUCCGUGGCUAUCAAGCCUGCCAAGAUCGAGCCCAAACAGCCGCUCAAUCAGAUGGUGUCAUUUGGCAAGCCGCUGAAGGUGGACUGCCAGGCAUCAGGACUGCCUGACCCAGCUGUCCGUUGGAGCCUACCAGAUGGAACCAUGGUUAACAGCGUGUUGCAGGGGGAAGACAGAGGAGGGCGAGCACGGAGGUUAACGGUGUUUAACAACGGGACGUUACUGGUUCAAGCAGUGGGUAUGGGAGAGGAGGGAGAGUACACAUGUUAUGCUGAGAAUCAAGGAGGUCAAGACACCAUGAAGGUCAAAGUAAAGGUCAUGAUGACAUCUCCACCGACCUUCCCCGAUGACAGAAGCCACCACGUCAUCAAAGUACGUCAGGGGGCGACCGCCACAAUUCGCUGCCAGGCCACAGGAGUUCCCGCCCCGACAGUGACAUGGUUUUCCCCGACACGCCGUGUCAUCCCACGAAGUUCGGGAUCUGGUUUUUAUUCGGAGCGGGUUGUGGCGGUUUCAGAUGGAACUCUGCAGGUGCGUCUGGCUCAAAUGAUCGACAGGGGAAACUACACGUGUCGAGCGAGCAACCCAGCCGGGGAGAGGAGCAUGGUGGUGGGCCUGGAGGUGGAGGCUCCGAACCAUGGACUGGGAGGAAGAGGUUGGAGCACCAGCAGUGGUCACAUCAGUAGAUCAGGGGACAGCAUUAAUAAUGCAGGGAUAAACCAGUAUGGAUUUACCAAUGGAGACACAAGCAAGCUUGGCAGCAACAAUGGCUAUAGUGAUCAUAAUGGAAGGAUAAGAAACUUUGUACCAAACACUGGUGCUAACAUAGCAACAAGUGGCUCUAAUCCUCCCCUUAGGAGUGAUAGUCGAGAUGUACUGAACAGGCCUGUCAGUGGAAUCAGUGUCGGGGUGAGCGUGGCUAGGAAUAUAGGCAUUAAAGCAGACAACAUUGGUAUAAAUGGAAAUGGACCUGGAGUUAUGAGUAGUAGUAAUAGUGUGGGUAACAAUCACAGCACAGUUAGAGGAGAUAGUGUAGAAAGGAAUCCUGGGGCUAAAAAUAAUGAAGUCAAUGUAGAAAAGGCUGGUAAAGAUGCUACCACCAGUGGAGACAAUGGCAGGAUAAGUGGUACUUCUAGUAAUGUUGGAGUUUUUAGCAGCAGCGUGUCUAAUAAUGGAGCUGGUACUAACACAGUGGUGGGUGUGGUAACGUCAGUGAAGCAGCGAGCAGUGAAAGGCCAAACUGUUCUUUUGCCGUGCCCCUCCCAAGGCUCCCCUCCGCCUCGUCUGGCCUGGCUUCUGCCUGGUAAUGGUGUGCUGCCAGCUCCUUACUACGGCAGCCGACUCACUGUGCACCGAAACGGCUCCUUGGAGCUGCGAGGAGUGCGGGUGAGUGAUGGCGGGACCUUGGUGUGUGUGGUUAGAGGUGAGAGAGGACAGACCAGGAUAGAGGUGGAGCUAGAGGUCUCUGAGCCGCAGGAGGAGGCCAGAUCUCCACAUAGAGGACCGGCUGUGGAGAGGCCUGUGCAGGGAAGUCGUUUAAUAGAGGCGCCUCGCUCAGGAGCCUCAUUGGAUUUGGCUCAAUCCUUGAGCUCAAGGCCAGUGUUGCCUGAGAUGCUUCAUCCAAGAAUCCCAGUUACUCAAAAGCCUCUACACAAAGCCCAGUCUUUACCUGCUGCUCCUCGUCCAGUUGGCCCUCCACCCCGCUCGACCAGCCUUGUCUCUGAGCCAGCAGUGAGCACUAGAACAGCUCCCUUGGUGAGCAUCAUUAACGGAGAGACCCUUCGCCUGCCUUGCCCUGCUUCUCACACCAGUGGAUUCACCCAGGGCUCUCUGUCAUGGACCAUGCCCAGUGGCAAGGCACUAUCCCGGGGUAAGAGUGCUGACUCGGGCAAAUACCAAGUCCAAGAGGAUGGAACACUAACAGUGCAACAGGCCUCCGUGUUUGACCGCGGCACUUACACCUGCAGAUCCACCAGUGGCGACUCCUCCUCAGUUUCAGUCAUCACUGUUCCCGUCAUCGUCAUCGCCUACCCCCCGCGCAUCACAACAGGCCCCUCCCCCGUGACCUACACACGCACCGGGGUUGCUGUGGAGCUUCCGUGCUUGACAAUAGCAACACCCCGGGCGACGGUCACCUGGGAAGCACCAGACCUGACACAGCUGAGGGUGAUGGCUCAGGCUCGUAUCUAUGGCAACCGCUACCUUAGCCCUCAGGGCUCCUUGGUGAUACAAAACCCGUCAAGUAGGGAUACGGGAUUUUACAAAUGCACCGCCAAAAAUGUAAUAGGAGUGGACACCAAGGCGACCUACCUGCACGUUAUAUAACGUGUGAAGCAAACGCACACACACACACAUCCAGCUCAAGGACAGAGACACCACCAGUCUUCUGUAGUGGUGAAUGAACUCCUCUGCUGUUAACACUGUAUGUGUCCCACAUGCCCAAAGGAACUGCAAGGCUCCGUGCCGGAGAUACUGUUGAAUCUCAGAAAAGACACUACUAAUAUACAGGUAUAUUUCUCAUGUAUGGAUUUUCUAUGUUUUUUAUAUCAGGAGUUGCGAGAUUCUCUGCGAUUACAGUGACGUCAUGCAUUUUUCUCUGCAUAAACAAAUAAUUAGUGUUUAAGGAAGGUUGCUUCAUGUAGCUGGUGGUACACCCUUAACCUGCUGUGCCUUUUUGUCUGUCUCAGCAGCCAAAAACCCAUUUUAAAGUGAUGAUCGAAGGAGUAAAAUAAAAUGCACCACAUAUUUAAGAUUGCUGCACAACUUAAUGCCCAAAUAUGUACCCGUGAAUUGUUUCAGUGGGAAAAUGGAGCUAACUCUUUUUGUUCCCCUGCCAUGUGUUAAAAUUAAGCUCUGGCCAAUAUGAACAAAAAUUAUAUCUCACUUCAAAAAAAUGUUGUAAAACAGCAAUUUUAAACUUAGGUAUUGCUGAACCAAACAUAGAACAUGUGAAAGACAAGCAUACUUUACUUGGCCUGAUUGCUUUAUUUCAUUACUUUACUCUGAACUACAGUAUAACCAACGCGUUUCAACCCAUUUUGUCACAUACUGCCGCUUUGUCACACCCCUUGGCAUCACUUUAGGUUUAGGCAACAAAACCACUUAGUUAGGUUUAGGAAAAAACAACAUGGUUGGGCU
Molecule: messenger RNA, 9858 nt
Organism: Sebastes umbrosus (honeycomb rockfish)
Lineage: Eukaryota; Metazoa; Chordata; Actinopteri; Perciformes; Sebastidae
Product: immunoglobulin superfamily member 10-like
Exons: 12
Coding region: 730-9045 (2771 amino acids)
Cellular component (GO): extracellular region
Molecular function (GO): protein binding
Source: RefSeq, a predicted model, not a curated record